Molecule: messenger RNA, 1185 nt
Organism: Sporisorium graminicola
Lineage: Eukaryota; Fungi; Basidiomycota; Ustilaginomycetes; Ustilaginales; Ustilaginaceae
Exons: 1
Coding region: 1-1185 (394 amino acids)
Biological process (GO): iron-sulfur cluster assembly
Cellular component (GO): cytosol
Molecular function (GO): ATP binding; ATP-dependent FeS chaperone activity; 4 iron, 4 sulfur cluster binding
Source: RefSeq, a predicted model, not a curated record
AUGCUAGCCGUACAGCAACCGCCACCACCAGCACUUGUCUCCACAGCGCUGCCGGUCGAAUCGAUUGCACGUGCACUGCCGGACCAGGUGCCCGAAAACGCACCCGCCCACUGCCCGGGCACCGAGUCCGAGCAAGCGGGCAAAGCAGACGCCUGCGCUGGCUGCCCUAACCAAGAUGCGUGUGCUUCCGCGCCCAAAGGACCCGACCCAGAUCUGCCAGUGAUCAAGGAGCGCAUGUCGAGGAUCAAACACAAGAUCCUCAUCAUGUCUGGCAAAGGUGGCGUGGGCAAGAGCACUUUUACUGCGCAACUGGGGUGGGCGUUCAGCUCGAGAUUCUCGGGGCAUUUCGACUAUGAUGCAGCAGAAACAGCGGAGGAAGCCGAACAAGAGGAGGUCAAGCAUGCACCGGCAGAAUCGGAUGCGGAAGCAGCGGUAGAGAAGCAAGUGGCUAUCAUGGACAUCGACAUUUGCGGGCCCUCGAUCCCCACCAUUCUCGGCUUGGCCGGACAAAGCAUUCACUCGACCUCGCAAGGUUGGUCGCCCGUCUAUGUCUCGGACAACCUUUGUGCGAUGAGUAUUGGCUUCCUGCUGCCCUCGGCCUCAUCCGCCGUUAUCUGGAGAGGUCCCAAGAAGAACGGUCUCAUCAAGCAGUUUCUCAAAGACGUUGAUUGGACCGCUGGUCUCGAAGACGAAGAAGAAGAAGACCAACUACGCGAUCAAACAAACGCUACAGCUGACGCAGCACCGCUGAUCGACUACAUGCUCAUCGACACUCCACCCGGUACAUCGGACGAACAUCUCUCGAUCGUGUCGUACCUCAAGGAGUCCGGCAUCACGGGCGCGAUCCUGCUCACCACGCCGCAAGAAGUCUCGCUGCAAGACGUACGCAAGGAAAUUUCGUUCUGUCGCAAGAUGAACGUGCCCAUCUUGGGCGUGGUUGAGAAUAUGGCCGGGUUCGUGUGCCCGAGCUGCACUGGGUAUAGCGAGAUCUUCUACCCGAGCACGGGCGGUGCGCGCGCGCUGUGCGACGAGCUCGGGCUGAACUUUUUGGGCUCCAUCCCGUUGGAUCCGAGGAUUGGCAAGAGCUGCGAUUUGGGUGUCAGCUUUACAGACGAGUACCCGGACAGCCCGGCGACCACGGCGUAUCUCGAGGUGAUUGAGAGAGUGCGCAAACUCGUCGAUUAA